This is a messenger RNA of Rubroshorea leprosula, 2239 nucleotides long. NCBI's taxonomy places the organism in Eukaryota, Viridiplantae, Streptophyta, Magnoliopsida, Malvales, Dipterocarpaceae. The record is from the annotation of a GenBank genome assembly.
UCCUCAAGAGAAAAAGAAAAUCACAAAAGCAAAAGCAUCUCUGAAAUCCCAUCAAAUUCUGCAAUUUUCCAGUUUCUUGGUGAAUUAAGAUUUCCUUCAAUGGCCCCAAAAUCCCGAGGCAAGGCAAUUGGUAUUGAUCUCGGUACAACCUACAGCUGUGUUGGGGUGUGGCAGAAUGAUCGUGUGGAGAUCAUAGCCAACGAUCAAGGCAACAGAACCACUCCCUCAUAUGUCGCCUUCACUGAUACCGAGCGUCUUAUAGGCGACGCAGCCAAGAAUCAGGUUGCCAUGAACCCGCAAAACACAGUCUUCGACGCUAAACGUCUCAUCGGCCGUAGGUUCUCUGACCCCACGGUACAGAGCGACAUGAAGCACUGGCCGUUCAAGGUCGUUGCAGGGCCCGGAGACAAGCCUAUGAUUGUGGUUAGUUACAAGGGUGAAGAGAAAAUGUUCGCGCCGGAGGAGAUAUCUUCGAUGGUGCUCACCAAGAUGAAGGAGAUCGCCGAGACUUAUCUGGGUCAUACUGUGAAGAACGCAGUGAUUACUGUUCCGGCGUAUUUUAAUGAUUCCCAGAGGCAGGCGACGAAGGAUGCCGGUGCGAUUGCCGGACUUAAUGUGUUGAGGAUCAUCAAUGAACCGACGGCAGCUGCAAUUGCGUACGGAUUGGAUAAGAAGGGGUCGAGGAGUGGCGAGAAGAACGUGCUUAUUUUCGAUCUCGGUGGGGGAACUUUCGAUGUGUCCCUAUUGACGAUUGAGGAGGGAAUGUUCGAGGUUAAGGCCACCGCCGGAGAUACCCAUCUCGGGGGUGAGGAUUUCGACAACAGGCUGGUGACUCAUUUCGUUCAGGAGUUCAAGAGGAAGCACAAGAAGGAUCUCAGCACCAACGCGAGGGCUCUAAGAAGGCUGCGGACGGUGUGCGAGAGGGCGAAGAGGACUCUGUCUUCGACGACCCAGACGACGAUCGAGGUCGAUUCUCUCUAUGAAGGUAUUGAUUUCUAUGCUACCAUCACCAGAGCGAGAUUCGAAGAAUUGAACAUGGAUUUGUUCAGGAAGUGUAUGGAACCCGUGGAGAAAUGUCUCCGUGAUUCCAAGAUUGACAAGGGUCAAGUUCAUGAUGUUGUUCUUGUUGGUGGGUCGACGAGAAUUCCAAAAGUACAGCAACUAUUGCAGGAUUUCUUCAACGGGAAGGAACUAUGCAAAAGCAUAAACCCAGAUGAGGCGGUUGCUUAUGGAGCCGCGGUUCAGGCUGCGAUUCUCAGCGGUGAAGGGAAUGAAAAGGUCCAGGAUCUGCUUCUCCUUGAUGUUACUCCUCUGAGUCUUGGUCUUGAAACUGCCGGCGGUGUGAUGACGGUCUUGAUUCCGAGGAACACCACUAUUCCCACCAAGAAAGAACAGGUUUUCUCGACUUAUUCUGAUAAUCAGACGAGUGUGCUGAUCCAAGUUUAUGAAGGAGAGAGGGCUAGAACAAGGGACAACAACCUGCUUGGUACAUUUGAGCUUAAGGGCAUCCCACCGGCACCAAGAGGAGUGCCGCAGAUCAAUGUCUGCUUUGACAUUGACGCAAAUGGUAUCCUGAACGUCUCUGCGGAGGAUAAGACUGCCGGCGUCAAGAACCAGAUAACAAUCACCAAUGACAAAGGAAGGUUGAGCAAGGAAGAGAUUGAGAGGAUGGUACAAGAGGCAGAGAGGUAUAAACUGGAGGAUGAUCAGGUGAAGAAGAAGGUUGAUGCAAAGAACUCGUUGGAGAACUAUGCAUACAACAUGAAGAAUACUGUGAGGGACGAAAAGUUUGCUGGGAAACUGAAUCCAGCAGACAAGCAGAAGAUGGAGAAGGCUAUAGAAGAGACACUUGAGUGGCUUGAGAGGAACCAAUUGGCAGAAGUUGAUGAAUUUGAAGACAAAUUGAAGGAUUUGGAGGGCAUUUGCAAGCCAAUUAUCUCGAAGAUGUACCAAGGUGCUGGAGGGGAUGUUCCAAUGGGCAGUGGCCCUGACAUACCUCGACGUGGGUAUGGUAAUGCUAGCCCUGGCGGUUCCAGUGGAGCUGGGCCUAAGAUUGAAGAGGUUGACUAAAGCUUGAAAGGGGGUAAAACCAGUAUGCUCUGUUUGUGAGCAUUUUUAAUUUUGCUCUUGUGGUUGAGUGGCUUUCUAAAAUAAUGUUCUCAUAGCUUAGGAAUCUUAUGACAAUCUACUGUAUGUUGUAAAAGUGUUCUCUGAAUCAAAAUAAAAUAAUUGCUUGAUC